This is a messenger RNA of Trachemys scripta elegans, 1542 nucleotides long. RefSeq names its product leucine rich repeats and calponin homology domain containing 4 (gene LRCH4). The record is from RefSeq and is a predicted model, not a curated record. Gene Ontology annotation, molecular function: protein binding. NCBI's taxonomy places the organism in Eukaryota, Metazoa, Chordata, Testudines, Emydidae.
CUUGGCCACCCUGCCUCAGUUUCUCCUCCAAUGAGCUCAGGGCCCCCCAUUGCGCUGGGCGCCCGGGAGCUUGGUGCAGGCAGGGGGGGGCGUCUAACGGCUUCCUCUCUCGUCCCAUGCCCAGAUCUCUCCCGGAACCGCUUUGCCGAAGUGCCCGAGGACGCCUGCCACCUGGUCUCCUUGGAGGGGCUGAGUUUGUACCACAACUGCCUGCGGACCAUCCCGCCGGCCAUCGCCAACCUGCAAUCCCUCACCUACCUGAACCUCAGCCGGAACCAGCUCACCUCCCUCCCGCCCUGCCUCUGCCGCCUGCCCCUCAAAGUCCUCGUCGCCAGUAACAACAAGCUGGGCUCGCUGCCCGACGAGACGGGCUCACUCACCAACCUGCGCCAGCUGAGUCCCUCCCUCCGCCAGUCUCCAGCCCCCCGGCCCGGGAGCCCGGCUCGGCCCAGAAGCCCAGCAGCUUCCUCUUCCGCUCCACGUCGCGGACCGCCAUCAAGCCUGGCUCCGCCUGUGCCCCCCACGACUGCACCGCAGACCCCCAGCACCCCCUGCGGCUACGGGCUGGCUCGCACGACCUGGACGAGAAGGAGUUAACAGCUCAGCUCCGCAAGGCCAUCGAGUCGCGGCUCAGCGUGACGCUGACAGAGGACCUGGGCGAUGCCCUGGCCAACGGGGCCGUGCUGUGCCAGCUGGCCAACCACCUGCGCCCGCGCUCUGUGCCCUUCAUCCACGUCCCGUCUCCUGCCGUGCCAAAGCUGAACAAGAUCAAAUGUCGGAAAAACGUGGAGAGCUUCCUGGAGGCCUGUCGCCGUAUGGGGGUCCCAGAGGAAGCCCUGUGCCAGCCCCAGCACGUCCUGGACGAGGAGAGCCUGGCGCCGCUGGCCCGGACCGUCCAGGCCCUGCUGACUGUGGCCCCGCCCCCGAAGAAGCCGACGCCCCCCGAGGGCACCUCCAGCAAGAUCUAAGGGGUGGGGGCCCAGGAGCUAAUGGCACAGCCAAGGGGCAUGGGACUAGAACGCCCCGGGCCUGGUGGGGGCUGGCCAAUGGUGAGAGUUCCCCCACAUGGGGCACUGGGGGCCCGGCUCAUGCCCAAGCAGAACAGACGGUACAGCAAGGGGCCCUGCCCCCCACCCCCCAGCGAGAGCUGGGCACCCGUUGGUGGCAGUGUUGGGAUCCUCAGAUCAGGCCCAGCUCCUACUGCUCCACCCCCCCCGUCCCCUCCAGCAUCUGUCAGCCGCGUGAGCCCCCUUGGGCUAGAGUGGGGGGGGAGCGGAGGUUGGGAGCAGAUGUGGGGUAAGGAUGGGGGGGGUUGAUCUCAAGGGGGGGGCAGUUUUAUUUCCCUGCAGGGAGGAAAUGGGGACCAGGCCCCAGCUGCUCCCCCGUCUGGGAGCGAUGGGCACGGGCUCCCUGCAGACUCAGGCAAGGAUGCCGGACUGGGGGUCGCAGGGCAGCCGCCGGCCGUGGGGCACUGGGGCUGAGGGAGGCCCCCCCUUUCUUUAGCAUUUCCCGGGGGUGGGGGGGCAGAUUGCCCUGACCAAG